This is a messenger RNA of Closterium sp. NIES-65, 3413 nucleotides long. Lineage: Eukaryota; Viridiplantae; Streptophyta; Zygnematophyceae; Desmidiales; Closteriaceae. The record is from the annotation of a GenBank genome assembly.
CGUCGUCGGACGACUGGCGGCGCGCGUUGGCGCGGGUGGUGCCGGCGGUGGUGGUGCUGCGCGUGACGGUGGUGCGCGCGUUCGACACCGAGUCCGCCAACUCCAGCUACGCCACCGGAUUCAUCGUCGACCGCCGCCGCGGCAUCAUCCUCACCAACCGCCAUGUCGUCAAACCCGGCCCGGUGGUGGCGGAGGCGAUGUUUCUGAACCGCGAGGAGGUGCCCGUGCAUCCGAUCUACCGCGACCCCGUGCACGACUUCGGGUUCUUUCACUUUGACCCCGCCGCCGUGCAGUUCCUCGACUACCAAGACAUCCCGCUCGCGCCCGAGGCCGCCGCCGUGGGCCUCGAGAUCCGCGUCGUGGGCAACGACAGCGGCGAGAAGGUCUCUAUUCUCGCCGGGACCAUCGCGCGGCUGGAUCGCGACGCGCCCGUGUACAAAAAGGACGGGUAUAAUGAUUUUAAUACGUUUUAUUUGCAAGCCGCGUCGGGGACCAAGGGCGGUUCGAGCGGAUCUCCCGUGAUCGACUCGCGCGGGUGCGCCGUGGCGCUGAACGCGGGCAGCAAGUCGUCGAGCGCGAGCGCGUUCUUCCUUCCGCUGGACCGCGUGGUGCGCGCGCUGGGCGCCAUCCAGGCGUGCUUCGCGGAGAAGGAGGGCGGCGGGUUCGUCGUGCACAAGUGGCGCCCGCCCGUCGUCACCCGCGGCACCCUGCAGGUGACGUUGAUCCACAAGGGGUUUGACGAGACGCGGCGGCUGGGGCUAAGGCGAGAGACGGAAGCGGAGGUCAGGCGCGAGGCGGGGGCGGCGGAGACGGGGCUGCUGGUGGUGGACUCGCUCGUGCCGGGCGGCCCCGCUGAAGGCAGGCUGGAGCCGGGGGACAUUCUCGUGCGCGUCAACGGCAAGGUGCUGACGCAGUUCUUGGCACUGGAAGCCAUUCUAGACGACACAGUGGGUGGCACUGUGACGCUCGACGUGGAGCGUGGCGGCACACCCCUCUCCCUGGCGCUCACAGUGCACGACCUGCACGCCGUCACGCCUGACCGCUUCCUCGAGCUCUCAGGGGGGGUCCUCCACGCGCUCUCCUACCAGCAGGCGCGCAACUUCCGCUUCCCCUGCGGCCUCGUCUACGUCGCUGAGCCCGGCUACAUGCUCUCACGCGCCGGCGUGCCCCGCUUCGCCAUCAUUCAGAAGCUCGCGGAUCAAGACGUGCCGGACUUGGAGACGUUUUUAAGAGUGUUUGCGCGGCUGGAGGCGGGGGCAAGGAUGCCGAUAGAGUAUGUGACGCAUGGGGAGAGGCACCGGCCCAAGUCGGUGCACGUGCCAUCAUCAGUGAUGGUGGACGGGGUGCACGCGCAGCACUUCUUCGGCACGGCGCUCGUGGUGCACCACACGGCGCAGCUGGGGCUCAUCGUGGUGGACCGCAACACGGUGGCUGUCUCUGUCUCUGACAUCAUGCUCUCCUUCUCCGCCUACCCUGUGGAGGUCCCCGGAGAGGUGGUGUUCCUGCACCCGGUGCACAACUUUGCUUUUGUGGCAUACGACCCAUCAGCCCUCGGAGCAGCAGCAGCGGCGGCAGUUAAACCCGCCACGCUCAAGCCCUCCCCUGCGCUGCGGCGGGGCGACCGAGUGCACCUGGUGGGGCUCAGCCGCAGCCAGGCAGUGACGUCCCGGCAGUCCGUGGUCACCAAUCCCACCGCCACGCUCACUGUGGGCGCUGCAGACUGCCCUCGCUACCGUGCGAUUAACAUGGACGUUGUUGAGAUUGACACUGACUUCGGGCAGUCCUUCUCAGGCGUGCUGGCAGACGACUCGGGCGCCGUGAGAGCCCUCUGGGGCUCCUUCUCCACCUUCCUGAAAUACGGCGACGGUGGAACGGACGAUCUGCAGUUUGUGCGCGGGCUGCCCAUCUCCUUCAUCUCCUCCGCCCUCCACCAAAUCAUCCACGCCUCCCCCUCCAAGCCCCGCACGCUCCCACCCACCGCUCCCGCUCCCGCUCCUGCUCUCCCCACCGCGCCCCACGUUGAAAGCAACGGCCAGGCAGGGGAAGCAGGCGAGGGGACAAGAAGAGCAGAGGCGCAUGAGGAGGGUGGCAAGGGCGGCGAGCAGCAGCAGCAGCAGGCGGCAGCAGGGACAGAAAACAGCCUGUUGAUGAACGGGCGGCUGUGGGCCAUGCCGCGCAUGCGCGUGCUAGAGGCAGAGCUCGCCCCCAUGCUGCUCUCCAAAGCCAGGAGCUUCGGCCUCUCAGAGCAGUGGGUGCACGUGCUGGCCCGUGCUGACCCCGUGCGGCGGCAGGUGCUGCGCGUGAAGGGCACCCUGGCGGGGUCUGCUGUGGCAGGCGUGCUGCAGCAGGGCGACAUGCUACUUGCUGUCAAUGGCCGCCCCGUCACGUGCUUCGCUGAUGUGGAAGCUGCCUGCUGUGAGCUGGAUGCGGGGGGGAGUGAGUCAGCAGGGAUGUUGGAGGGGGAUGGGGGAAGCGGGGUGAGAGAUGGUGCUGGGGCAGUAGUAGCAGCAGCAGCAGGAGAAGAAGCAGCUGGGAAUGGGCAUGUGAGUGAGACAGGGGACAGGGAGCCGAUCGGUGCGACAGCAGCAGGAGCAGACAAAACUGCAGUGAAUGGUACAGCUGAGGCUGCAGUAGAGGCACCAGGGAAGACGGGCGGGAAGGAGGAUGCAGGGGUGGCAGCAACAACAGCCGGGGAGGCAGCAGCAGGGGAAGCGGGCCGAGCGUCAUUGAGUCUGACGAUACUGCGGCAGGGCAGGGAGCAGCGGGUGCAGGCGGGCACGGACGUGCGGCAUGGCUUCGGCACGACGCGAGUGGUGAACUGGGCGGGCUGCCUCGUGCAGGACCCCCACCCUGCCGUCAGAGCCACCGGCUUCCUGCCCUCGCAGGGUCACGGCGCUUAUGUUGCCAGGACCCCCAACCCCUUGGCAGCGCCACCGGCUUCCUGCCCUCGCAGGACCAUGGUGCAUAUGUUGCCAGGCGUGCGGGUUGGGGGCGUGCUGUGGUGCCAUGGCAGCCCAGCGCACCGCUACGGGCUGUACGCCCUCCAUUGGAUCGUGGAGAUCAACGGCCGACCUGUGCCGGACCUCGAUGCUCUGGUUGCCAUCAGCCAGGUGAGACCCGAUCGGCAGUUAGGGGCGAUCAUGAUAGAUUCCCAUUUCCAUCACCAUCACUAUACUUUCUCUGCUGCCUCCUCUCCUCCUUCAACCCCCCUCCCAAUUUCCCUCCCCUUCCCUCUCUCUGCCUCUCAGGAGUUGGAGCACGGGGCGUUUGUGAGGGUGAAGGUGGUGCAUCUGAACGGCAAGCCACGGGUCCUGACACUGAAGCAGGACCUGCACUACUGGCCCACCUGGGAGCUGCGCUUCGUGCCCAGCACCGGCACAUGGCAACGCACCAUCCACAAGAUACAGAAAUAG